CUUCAGCAAGCCUUUUUUUUUUUGGCUUCUUCUCUAUCAAGUGUUUUGAAGCAAUACCCCACAAUAUCAAACAUGGCACCCCAAUCAUUCCACCUCUUCCCGCUUCUCCCUAAGGAGCUCAGAAUAGAGAUUUGGAAAAUAGCUCUCCCAGACCCACGAGUUAUCGAACUGUCCCUCAUCUAGCACUUUGACCCUCCCCGUCUACCACAACGGUAUCGCCAAGCCUGCCGCGGAGCAUGGGCCUGGAUUGCCACAGCGUCCCCAACGGUCUUCCCACUCAUCCACAUCAAUGCCGAAUCUCGCGCCUGCGCCCUCGCAUCUUACGAGCCCUGUGAUAUGCCAAACCAGAGCAACCUUACUAGACAUCCAAUGUAUAUUGACUACUCCAAAGAUACCAUUUUUAUUAGUCGUUAUACUCAAGACCAGCUGCGGGAUGUCUUGUUGGGAUAUUAUCAAGCUGUACGCUUCACGAACUGGAGGUUGAAGGUUCGAAAUCUGGCAAUGUCUUUGGCUGUCCUGAAGAAAUCUCGGUAUUCUCGAGUGGCUCUGUUUCCUGGUCCCGAGCCAGCUGAUCCAAAUGGUUAUGAAGAAGCAACUCGUUACCUGGCUAAUGUCAUCCGUAUGUUCCCCAAAUUACAUGACCUGAGUUUUGUCAUCGAUGGACGGAAUCCAGGCUUUGGAGGAAAUGUAGAGAUUGUGGAAGCAUCUUCGGAGCAUGAGGAUUACGAUGUUGUAGGUGGCAGAGAUCUGGCUUCCGCAUGGAUACCUCAAGUCUUCGAAAACCUGAAAACUGUAUUAUCAGAUGGGAAGAUUCCUUCUGUUCGAGUCGCACUUUUGAUCAACGGACGGGAUACACCCAAUCUAGAGCGACGAUGGAGCUACCUUCGUAUUCGCUGUGGAGUGUGCCAUCCAGAUGGUGCAGACCCGGAACCAGAACCUCCUAGCCAACGGUCAGGUAUAGCUGCUAGCCGGUACUGGUACCCAGGGAAUGAUUUGAGCACUUCUGAGAGUGAAAGCAGUGAAGAUGGCUCAGCUGUAGCAGGGGAAGGGGAAGAUGGACCAUCUGGGCCUGGAUCUGAUUCUAAGACUGAUGCCGACAACCACGGGAGUAGCACUCCUGUGAAGAGAAAUUUCAUUUGUCGUUUCGACAAUCCUAGCUCCUCCGACGAUGAAGAUGAUGGCCCAAGUUUCGCAUUUCCGUCAUUGCAAAACGAGCGGUCAUCGCAUUUUCGGGCAACACUGUUGUGAAGGUACAGAUGAAGCGUAAUGUGGUUGGAGUAAACAUGUAAGAACAGGAGAACUGGAGAAUAGUCACCUAGGCUUAUUUCAAAAUCGAUUUC
Molecule: messenger RNA, 1340 nt
Organism: Cadophora gregata
Lineage: Eukaryota; Fungi; Ascomycota; Leotiomycetes; Helotiales; Ploettnerulaceae
Exons: 1
Coding region: 337-1248 (303 amino acids)
Source: RefSeq, a predicted model, not a curated record